This is a messenger RNA of Hypanus sabinus (Atlantic stingray), 5244 nucleotides long. It is a transcript of the gene ubxn6, whose product is annotated as UBX domain protein 6. The record is from RefSeq and is a predicted model, not a curated record. Gene Ontology annotation, molecular function: protein binding. Lineage: Eukaryota; Metazoa; Chordata; Chondrichthyes; Myliobatiformes; Dasyatidae. The coding region runs from base 58 to 1365 and encodes 435 amino acids. The transcript has 11 exons. Gene Ontology annotation, cellular component: cytoplasm.
CCGGUACGGGGGGAAUUCUGAUGACGGAACACAAUCCGGUCUGGGCCUGGUGCGAAGAUGAAGAAAUUUUUCGAUGACUUGAAGCGGGAUUUAAAGUUUAAAAGUCUGGGGUCGGGGCAUGUCCUGACCGAGGAUACGAGGAAACCCACUGAAAUCAAACCCAAUGUUCAGGAGAAGUCUCGCAGACCGCCAGCCGAGGAAUCACAGAUGGCAGCAGCUGCGGCUUUAUCUAGACUGGAGGUUAAACAGCAUAAAGGAAGACCCACCUCUGGACUGAGCAGCUUAAAGAGUGAGGUAAAAAAUGAACUGAUGGCUGAAGCUGCAACCUCUGAAGUACAGACUAUAAAUAAUCAGGGUCCCAGCAGUGCCUUGAAGAAAGAUGGCACCAAUUUCUCUGUUGAUGCUGUGUACUUUAUUUGCCCUCUGACAAAUGCCUCAGUAUCUAAAAGUGGGAGAGAGUUGCAUAUUAAGGAGGCCAUUCUUAUGAAAUUUGCUGAUGAUCCGAUACGAGCCUCUAUAAUGAUGAUUCAUACAUUCAACAAGGACAGAGAAAAAAUAAAGAUGGCUUGUGAAACUCUCGGCAAAUACAUUGAUAACAUGUGCAAUAACCCCAGUGAAGAAAAGUACAGAAAGAUCAAGUUGCAGAACAAAGUCUUUCAGGAAAGAAUAUCUGAACUAGAAGGAACACAUGAAUUUUUACAGUCAAUUGGAUUUGAAAGAAAAACGUUGCAGGUACCUGGGCAAGAGAAUGAAGAGUUUUAUGUGUUCAAUGAGGAUUUUCUUGUUACAUACGAAGAACUCAGACAAUAUAAAGAUGAACUUUUAAAUGCUGAGCCAGUUAGAGCACAGCUGGAUCGACAGAUCAGAGUUUUUCAACCUUCACCCCAGGCAGCUAAAUUUGAAUUACCCAAUGACUUCUAUAAUCUGACAGCUGAAGAAAUUAAACGCGAACAACAGUUGAGAACAGAAGCUGUUGAAAAGACAUCCAUGCUAAGAACCAAAGCCAUGAGAGAGAGAGACGAGCAGCGGGAGCUGAAGAAAUAUAACUACACACUACUGCGUGUUAGGUUCCCGGAUGGAUACAUUUUGCAAGCAACAUUCUAUGCACGUGAGAAGGUUUCAGCUCUUCGGGAAUUUGUUCACAGUGUUCUUGAAAAUGACUGUGUUCCAUUUGAGCUGGUGGCUCCUGGAGGCCAGAAGUUAAAGGAUGAAUCUGUGAUGCUUAUUGAAGUUGGAUUGGUUCCUGCUGCUUUACUGACUUUAACAUGGGAUGCUGAUGUUCUAUUGGAUAUACAAGCUGCAGGUCAAAAUUUUACUGGCACAAUAAAACAAGAACUGCUGUCUAAUGUCCAAACACUUGUAUGAGUAAAAUAAAACUUGACUGCUCAGUUGAAUAUUAUAUGUAAAUUUAUUUUGUAAAUGAAACUGUAUCCACAGGAAUCAGAAAUUGGUUCUUUAAAUGCCAUUUGAUGGCUGUCUGUAUGUGUACCAUAUUAAUGUACCAUAAUCUGAAACAUUGACAUUUUCUGUUCCUACUCUGGUUUGGACAGUUUAAUGCUUUGAAAGAAUAAGAUGGGUGACACAGUUGUACUCUCAAUUAGAAAUGAGCAUUACAUUGAAGUCUAAUUUCCAUGAGAAAUUCUGAUCAGUUUAACUAAAAGAAUACCCAGGAGCAUUGUCUCAAAAUGUCAAGGAAGGUCUUGCAUUUAGGGAGAAAGGAGAGGAUUGUGAUUAAUUAAAUUAAUAUUGCUAAACUUUGAAUAGAAUUUUAUAUUCAUUGUACAUUAUUUACCGUUAAUGCUCUGAGUUUGGCUUUUUGGUAGCAGUGUAUUUUUUUCUGCCUCUAUACAUUGAUCUCCUUGGGGCUUAGAGGAUUUUUUUUUGUUAUACUGCCGUAGCCCUAUGGUGACAUCGUAGUUUGUUCUCUGCUGUUUUCACCAGGUAAAAAUCUGCCAUGAGUUAUCUAAAAUUACUUUGGUUAUGAAUCACUUUCAUCAAGAAAAAGAUAUUUCAUAAUUGUUUUUGGGAUCAAGCUGUGCACAAAUUGUCAUCUUUCCUACAAAAUAGUAACAACAUUACAAAAGUAACCCAAUCAAAGUACAAGAGGGUGUGAAGAUGUUGCAUAAUUGCAAAUACAGUAUUUUGUUCAUAAUGUAUGUUAUACCAGAAAAUGAAGUAAAAAUUUGAAAGUGUUGUUAUAGUUCUGUAUUAUUUAUAAAACUGCUGUAACUGAAUUUUAAAAUGCAAACACUCCACCAUUUCCAGCCUGAAAACACUAUCCCUAAAGUGAGCUUCCAACAGAGCCAUGUGCAAUAACUUGGCAUUUGUGUCUAAGUAAGGAUUAAUUGCAAGAUAACUUGUGCGUUUAGUUAAGCAGGUGCCCGUUCACCUUGAGCAGGUUUAAGUUCGUGGUCCAUUGCUCUUAGCUUAGUGCACAGUCAAAACAAUCAAGAUGCACAAGGCGUUAUUGGAGCUGCCAUUGUGCAGUAACUUGCUUCCAUGUGGAUCAUGAGAUACAGGGGAAGAAUUAGGCCAUUUGGUACAUCAAGUCUGCCCUGCCAUUUGAUCAUAGCUGAUUUAUUAUUUACUCUCAACCCAUUUUUUGUUUUGUCCCCAUAAACUUUGACACCUUUUAUAAAACAAGAACCUGUCCACCUCCACUUUAAAUAUACCCACUGACUUGACCUCCACAGCCAUCUAUGGAUUCGCCUUCCUCUGGCUGAAGAUGUUCUUCCUUAUCUGUUUUAAAGGGACAUGCUUUUACUAUCAUGCUGUGCUGUCCAUUUCUGGAAACAUCCUCUCCACAUCCACUCUAUUCCAGCCCUUAAAUAUUUGGUAGGCUUCAAUUAGAUCCCUUCUAAUGCCUCUAAACUCUAGUAAGUAUAGGUCCAUACGCAUAUGCCACUCAUACAUUAAUCUGUCCAUUCCUAACAUCAUUCUUGUAAACCUUCUGUGGACCCUCUCCAAAUCCAGCACACAUUUUUCAGAUAUGGUGCCCUAAACUGCUCACAAUACUCAAAAUGUGAUUAUGUAACUUGGCCACCACCUUAUAAAGCCUCAGUAUUGCAUUCUUGCUUUUAUAUUCUAAUCUUCUCAAAAUGAAUGCUAACAUUGCAUUUGUCUUUGUUUACUACCGAUCCAUCCCUUUGGUAUUCCCAAGUCCUGUUACACAUCUGAUUUAUGAAUUCUCUCCCCAUUUAGAAAAUAGUCUAUGCCUUUAUUCCUCCUACCAAAAUGCAGGACCAUACACUUCCCUACAUUGUAUUCUAUCUGCUACUUCUUUGGCCAUUCCUUUCUGUCCAAGUCCUUCCGCAGACCUCCUGCUUCCCAGCAGUAUCUACCCUUCCACUUAGCUUUACAUUGUUCACAAACCCAUCAAUUCCAUCAUUCAGAUGUAAUUUGGAAAGGAGAAUACCCAGCAUUGACCCACUUUAGCCUCAUGUGACUCCUUAUCAAAUGCUUCCUGAAAAUCUAUGUAAAUUAUAUCCACAUACUGUCCUUUGUUCAUCCUCUGUUGAAAUUCCUUGAGGAAGUAACACAUUUGUCAGGCAAAAUCUUCUCUUAAUGAAACCUUGCUGAUUUAAGUCUGUUUGAUCAUGUGCUCCCAAGUAGUCCAAAACCUUAUUCUUAAUAAUUCACUUUAAAAUUUUAGCAACCGCUGAAGUCAGAUGGACCAGCUUGUAACUUCCUGUACUUUGUCUCCCUCCCUUCUUAGAGUGGAGCAACAUGUGUGAUUUUCCAGUCCUCUGGAGCCACUCCACAAUCUAAUGAUUCUUGAAAGACUGCUGCUAACUCUUUCACAAUCUCUUAAGCUACCUUUCAGAAACUUGGGUACAGUCCACCCAGUCCAAGUGACAUCCACCUUUGAGCUUCCCAAGCUCAUUAUCUUUAGUAAUAGUGAACACUUGCUUCUGCCCCUGACUCUGAAUUUCUGGCAUGUUACUGCUGUCUUCUACAGUGCUGUUUCUUUGAUCCUGAAUCAUUUUCCAGUGUACAAAAUCCACUCUAUAUUAUUGGGGUGGGGGGAAGAUUUUUGGUAUUCUUUUAUAAGCAUACCAUCAUAUUUUUCCCCUAUAACUUUUUGAAUUACUUUCUGUUGGUUUUUAAAAGUUCCCCAAUCCUCUAGCUUCUAGUAACAUCAGAAUUUGAUUUUAAUACUGCAGAGGUAUAGCAAAUAAUUAUGUAUCUUUGUAAUUUGAGGGUGUUCUGUUUAAACUAUAAUAUGCACAGAAGGCAGAGCUUGUGUGUUAACUACUUUUCUCCACUGGGUUAGCUCUCCCAUUAAUAUCUAUUUAAAAAUAGUGAUUUCAAAACUAAUUGAAAUGCUAAUGAAUUUAUUUCAUGGCUGCCCUUUUAAUCAAUACAACUUGCAUAUUUUUAGUAUCAACAGCAAAAAUGUUUGUGUUCAAACGUUCAUUAGUCACACAGGGAAGUUUUGGGACUCCUGACCGUAAGUUUGGGUAAUGGGACAGAUAGUGGAUGUGGGGGGGGGGGUGAAAUUUCUAGAAGAGUUUUAAUGUUUUUGUAGCUCACCGGUGCUGGUGGUGAUAAAACUCUAGACAAGCAAGUGGUCAGAAUUGGUGUAGUUUUAGUUUCACUUACAGAAAUGAAACAUUGCUCUCAAAUGCAGCAUUGUUCAUUGACCUUAGUAUUACUUCCCUUCCCUCUCUGGUGUGCUGAUUCUUCCUGUGAUACAGUAAAGAGAUUAUGCAAGUAUUUUUUUUCAGAACUGGAAAACUGAUUGUGAGACCUUAGUUGGCAGAAUUUGACCAACUAUGGAAUAUUGCAGAUCACCUUGUUUCUGAUAGCUACUGCUUGUUAUUUUCUAUGGGAACUGACUGCUUCCUUGGCUGAGAUAGUGAGGCUGAAUGUUGUACUGUAGCCAACACUACUGACCCAGUUUCUUAUUUGCUGGAAUGUUGCAAAGCUGAAUAUUGUACUACCAGACUUAUUAUGAACAUGAUUAUGUACUAGUUACUUGGUCCUUAUAUUCUUAAACCAAUAAAUGGAACACUCACACGUCACAAACAGUUCAAAAGCAUUGACAUAUUACAAUUGGUUACUUAAAUAUCUUUUAAUAGUAACUGUUUGAAGACUGUCAAAGGGGGUUUCUUUGAAGAUCAUUUUGUUUUGUUUACCAUUAGUCAAUUGCUUGUUUUAAUUUAUCAGAAUAAUGUAUUUAUGAAUGAAGCAAUUAUUGUACACUAAAAUGAAGCUAUUAAACUUGCAUAUUUUGAUCUUGUG